CCGAGACGAGUCGCUACUUGAAUCUUGAUUUACAUAAUUUUAGAUGGACUGUUUUGCUAGGGACUUCAUAUUCAAACUGAAAUUGGUAGGUGAACAUUACACCCCAGCCCAAACCUGAGAAGAGGUGGCAGUAAUGGACCUUAAUUCCCAAUCUCAAGACCAUUCUGAUAAUUCUGGACAAGGAGGAGGGCUUCCAGACGUUAGUAGCACCCCAUGUUUUAUUGUGUUAGACUCCCAGGCAGAGGGUGCUGAUGCUAGUAGAGGAUCAAUCACAGAAGAUAGGACAUCUAGACUCAAGCAGCUUGAAGAACUUAGCAAGAACUCAUCCACUGUUAAACCAAGUAUUGAAAUGGAAUUGGGUGCUGAUGUCAAAAGUAGCAAAGACAGAAAGGAUGAAAAGAAAGUGAGCAGUUCACCAACAGCAGGAAUGGGAAUCCAAACUCACCCUUUGGAAGAUGACAAAGGAAUAUGUGAAGAAGAAGAAGAUGAUGAUGAUGAUGAUGAAGAAGUGACUUCAACACAGGAUGAUCUGUUUGACGAAGAAAAGAAAGUACAAGUCAAGCCAGGAGACUUUCAUACUUUAUCAGCAUCAAAGGAUGUUUCACAAAUAGGCACAUCAUCACAAGAUGUCCAUAGCACACAACAGGAUGCAUCUCAUUUGAUUUGUACUCCAUCAGAGACGGUUGGUAGCUUACGAUUCUCAGGUGUGGUUCUUGCCAAUGAAACAAGUACAUCAGGAUCAGGUUCUUCUAUUAAUGUAGUGUUUCCAUCACCUGAGGCAUAUGGUCCGGCACCUAUCAUCAUUCCUAGUACACCAACAAGACCAGACACAAGCAAUGAGGAUCCUAUAGAUUUGAGUGACACUGAUGACAUGCCAAGAGGUGCCCUUCCACAGAUUCCUAUCAAACGUAAAUCAACCACCACUUCAGAUGAGAGUGAAGAUUUCUGUAAGAUCCCAGCUUGGCAACAGGAGCUCAAUCUACAACAAAAAAGAAAAGAAGAAGAAACAGGGACACAGGAUAGCUGGAAUGAUGACAAUACAGGUUCCAAGAAACGUUCUCUAUCCGCUUCAAUUGACUCUGCUAAUCCAUCAUCAGAACAUUCUGAAAGCAUUCACAAGUCAAGUCUAGAAUUUGAGAAGUCAUUACUACAGCAACAACAGCCUCCAAUGCCAUCUACAACAGAUGAGAGUUCAGUACAAUCAACAAGUUCAAAACUACCAAGCACAUCAUCAAAAGACGUUCAUAGCACUCUUAAGGAUGCAUCACAUAUUAUUAGUGCUCAACCAGAGAAGGUAGGAAGUUCAAGCAUGGUUCUUGCCAAUGAAACAAGUACAUCAGGAUCAGGUUCUUCUAUUAAUGUAGUGUUUCCAUCACCUGAGGCAUAUGGUCCGGCACCUAUCAUCAUUCCUAGUACACCAACAAGACCAGACACAAGCAAUGAAGAUCCUAUAGAUUUGAGUGACACUGAUGAUAUGCCAAGAGGUGCUCUUCCACAGAUUCCUAUCAAACGUAAAUCAACCACCACUUCAGAUGAGAGUGAAGAUAUCUGUAAGAUCCCAGCUUGGCAACAAGAGCUCAAUCUACAACAAAAAAGAAAAGAAGUAGAAGCUGGGACACAGGAUAGCUGGAAUGAUGACAAUACAGGUUCCAAGAAACGUUCUCUGUCAGCUUCAAUUGACUCUGCUAAUCCAUUGUCGGAACAUUCUGAGAGUAUUCACAAGUCAAGUCUGGAAUUACAGGAGUCAUUACUACAGCAACAACAGCCUCCAAUGCCAUCUACAACAGAUGAGGGUUCAGUUCAGUCAACAAGUUCAAAAUUACCAAUUGGAAGCGGAAGGAGGGAUAGAGAGUCACAUAGUGCCCCUCUGCUAUCAACUACUGCAAGAGAUGGACAAAGUUCUUCUGGAUCGCAUCCCAAGAAACCGGCAAGCUUACCUGAAGGUAUGACAUAUGAUACCAAGAGGUCAGGGCAAGAACCGGCCCUGGUCAAGGAGCUGAGCACUCAAGAUCAGUCAACGGGUAUGAAGAAGACAUCAAGUGAAGCAGAGUUUGAUGAUAGAACAAGAUUAGGUGUACAAAAGCAGGAGAAAGGGAGUGGUGAUGCAGUAAAAGAAGCUGUAAUAGAAAUUAUUGAUGAUGAUGAGGAGGAGGAUGGAGAUAAGGGGGACGAUGCUGAAGUAGGAAUGGAUGUUGAACCAUCGGAUGACUGGCAUCUACGGCUCUCACCUUCCCAAACACAGACACAGUAUAGCUUUGUUCAUAGUAAAGAUAUCAUGUCACAGAGGGAUCCGACCAAGGAUAUAGAAGAAGGAGAUGUACCUCAGCAGCAAAAGUCUGUUCAAAGCAAUCGGAAAGGCACUGUUUCCAGGCAAGCUACACCAUGGCAUUCUACGCAAGCUGAUGAUGGAGACGAUGAGGUUGCCAUAGUCAUACCAGAAUCAGAAAAACAGGAUGAGAACAAAGAAAAUGAGAGCACUAAACAAAAAAUCUCAGACCCUGAUGACGGGGUAGAGAAUGUGACGAAAGAAGGAUUAAGGAAAAAGUUAUCAGAAUCUGGCGAAGGAAUGGAGGAUUCUGUUUUCUUAGAAGGCAAUGCUCAGUUAUCAAGUGAUGCAAGGUUAAGAUUUGGUCAGCUUGGAGAGUCGGACAACCCUUCUCCAAUAACGGGUUUUAAUUUGAGUGUUCCCAAGGAUGGUGCAAUGUUACGACCUUUGAGUAGUAUGACCUCUCAACCUAGCAAGAAAGGUCAAUGGACUGAUGGUACACCCCGUCAUAGUACUCCUAAAGCAGAUGAGAUAGAAGGGACCAAUACAAAGAGAGAGGUUGCCUCCACACCAGACAAAGAGACCCCAAAGACAAGUAGCAAGUCUUCUAGUGCUCUUGUAGUCAGUGCAGUGAUUGACAUGGAUUCAGCUGAGAGUAGUGAGAUACCAGUCUUCAAUCUAAGGAAUCCUGCUGAUUGUGAUGAACUGCUAAAGGAAGUCAAGGAGAGCCCGAGUAAGAAACGCAAAUCGGUUUUUAGCAGAGUGGUAGAAGCAACUAAGACUGCAAAGAGUAACACCAAAUCAAGGAAACUGGCUGAUCCUAUUGACAAAGAUCCUUUCUCAUUAUCGAAACCCAAAACCAAAUUGAUUCUUGGAAAGAAGAGGAACCAGCAGAGCCUAACCGCACAAGACGAUCAGCCUCGGGUCACAAGAGAAGAGGCCAGAAAGGAGGAAGAGAUGGGUGUCGAGAUCGAGCACGCUGAUGAGGGUAAAACUUUUGAUGUUGCAAUGGACGAUGAUGAUGAUGACCCUGCAACGAUUCCACUGGAAUACCAUCCUGUUGAUGAGGACCCAAAGGAGGAUUGUCCUGAUGUGGAGGUGGUGGAGGAAUCAAGGAUCUUGAAGACGAAGCAAGAGGAAACCCAGCGGUAUGGAGGUAAUGAUGAACAGGAAGCUGAUGUUGAGAUGGAUAUUGAUGCAGAGGAAGAGAAAAUUGAUGAAGAUGUUGUUGAAGAUAGAAUGCAAGAAGGUGCAUCUCCCAAGGAGCAUCAGGUUGUUAUUUCUCAGGAGAGAAGAAGAAGAGAUCCUUAUGAGUUCACAGAGUCACAGUCUAACAAGACUCCCACACCAAUGAAGACCUGGGCUAGGAAAGACGACACUGUGCCAAAGGAGAAGCUUCCUUCAAGAAAUCUUGAGGAACUAUCAUCUACCAAACAAGCAAGUGAGCAGCCAUCAACUAGUGCAGUAACCCCAAAGAGUAAGAAAACUCCAAGGGGCAGUCGUCAGACCCGAAGUGCCAAGCGGAAGAGACCACAAGACCUCGCAGAGACUACGGAAGAAGAAAGAGAAAAUGAAAACUCUAGACUAAAUAGGACCGGGACAUCCCCAAGGAAGGCAAGUUCUACUGUCCGUAAGGCCCCUAGGAAGAGAGGAAAAGCCCAGGAGAGACAAGUAAACAUUCCACAAAUGGCUGAGGGUCCACCUGAGAAACCUCCAAACGUCAGAGCACCGUCCAUGACAGAGAGAGUAGUUCAGGAUACGAUGGCUCCAGAACAAAGACCACAGGCUAGCCCAGCUUCUCUGGAACUCAUACAGAUUCCAGGUCACUCCCCUCCUGCAAGACAACUUAUACCUUGGAAGAUUGUUCGCUAUAAGAAAGUUAAUAUCACUCAACGGAUCAAGGAAGUGAUUGAAAAUGGUGAAUUGAUAGAGAGUACUAUCCUUGAUCAGGUUGUGAAUGAAGAAAUAGUUGAAAAGCUAGAGCAAGAAUUCAGGACCCCAUCACCUACUCAUUCUUCCAAAACAAGUUCUGUAACCUCUGGUUCCCUGGCUGAUAUCAGCUCUUUUGGUUCCAGGACGUCUUCUAGCGUUGCGGGAAGCCUCCAGAAGACAUCCAGCAAUCUCAGCAUUGGCAUACAGAAAAGCAUCAGUCUGUCAAGUAUCUCUGAAAGAAACAGUUCUCUGGACAAGACCAUCAGUCUUCCAGGAUCUGAGAAGACAUCACCUAAUGUUUCGGGUCAUGAGCAUUCUGCAUCUGGAAGGCAAUUGACAUCUCCUGGUGGGGUUGUCCAACAAGCAUUUCCUGCCAGAGGUAUAAGACAGUCACCCACGGACAAUGGACGGAGGUCUCUUUCAGGUGGGGCUGAGCAUCUACCGGGCAUCACGGAAGAGUCUAGCAAGACUGGUCAAGCUAGGUCACCCGAUGUAAGUCCAUCUGCCUUGAUGCUUUCUAAUAGGAAACGAGGUAAGAGGGUGUCUUCCAAGGGCACUAGCAGUUCUUCAGUCACUCCAUCUGAUGCAGAAGUCAGGAUGGUAUCUGAUGAAAAAGAUUGCGAGUUUGCAAAGCCUAAGAGAACCCCUAGUAGAAGGUCAGUGCCUAGGACUCCAGAACAAGCUGAUCAAAGCACGCAUGAACAAUCUUCAAAAGCCCAAAUACAUUCAUCUCCUACUUUGAAUGUCAGUGAGGGUUGGAAUGUUGAAGAAGUCAAGCAAUCCUCAGAGGAAUCGGAAGGAAUACCUUGUGCACAACCAAGGAAAGAAUUGGAAAGGAUUUCUAGCGAUGAAAAGAGUGAUGGAGAUGUUGGGAAACUAUUGCAAAUAGAGACUACCACUGCUACUUCCACGACAGGAGAAAGUUUUGAAGACAAAGUGGAUGAACCCGGUCCAUCCAAUCGUGAUGUGACAUCUACCAGACCAGCCAGGGGAAAGAGGAGAGGGAAGACACAGAAAACUGCUCCCAUCAAGCAGUCUUUGGAUGAUACUAUUGUUGUACAAGAUGAGGAAGAAGGUCAGAUGGAUGCAAUCCUGACCGAGCCUCCCCUGGAGUCUAGGCAGCGGGUCAGUACAUCAAGUGAUCCUACUACGGAUUCAGCACAAGCUUUUCUCGUACCUGGUGUUAGAGUCUUUACUCGUUGGUUGGAUGGUUUCUAUUACCCGGGUAUCAUCAAAUCAGAAGAAAAAAAUAGCAGAUUGAAGAUAGCCUUUGAUGAUGGUGAUAUGAGAAGUGUGAAUAGCAAAGAUGUUAUCAUCAAAGAUUGGUUAGCGAGGGGACAAAGUGUCAUGGCUGAAUUACCAGAAGAUCAAUAUAGCUACCCAGGAAUUGUGAUUGGUUAUUAUCGAGGUUCCACGCCCAAAGAUGAUGGCUAUUAUAUCGAGACUGAUGAUGGAAAAACGGAAAAGUUUCCUAGAGAGAAGGUGAUCUUGUCUAAGGAUCAAGCAAAUCUCUUGUUGACUUCCUGUCCAAGCAGCAGUUCAGGAAUCUCAGACAUCACACUUGAAAACUUGGUGGAUGGUCCUAGACAUCGAAGCAGACUUCGAGCUCCUGAUGGUGAUGUUGUCGUGAGAACACCUAGUAAAGUAGUUGGUCGAACUCCAAAGCGUCUUCCAUCCCCUGCUAUCACUCGGUCAGGAGGAAAAAGAAAAGCUGAUGACAAACAAUCAAUAGAGGGCGCUGCCUCACCAAAAAAGAAAGCCAAACAGCUAGCUACAAGGCUGCUUACAACAGUUGUAUCCAGUCCAGAUAUCAGUAAGCAAGGGAUUGGAGUUCGUCGAUCACCUCGUAAGCAGACCCCCUCCACAUCAACGACCAGCAGCCCGGCAAAGAGCCUCACUUCAGCCGCUGCUAAGGGUAGUACUCCUUCCACCCCAAGGACCAUGGAGAUGGUAUUAGGUCCGAUGCCAAACAACAAGACAUUAUUCAAGGGCAUGGCUUUUUUAUUGACCCAGGGAGAGGUCAAGAAAAGGUCAAAGGUUGAUACAAGUACCAGUGACAGCGAGGGUGAUGAUGAUCCUGAUGAUGUUCCCUUUAAUAAAGAUUAUUCCAGAAGACAGAUAGAAGCAGGAGGAGGAGUUGUCUUUAAAGACAUUGAAAAAUCACAGAGAACAGAGUUCAAGCUGUUUGUGAUAGCUAAUACCUACUGUCGAACAAUGAAGUAUAUGUAUGCUCUGGCUGCUAACAUUCCAUGUAUCUCAAACCUAUGGAUCAGAGAUUGCUCAAGGAUGAAUAAACUUCAGAGUCACAAAGCAUACAGGUUACAAGCAGGAGAGUCUGUGGAUGGUGACAUCAUUGAAUGGAAACCAAAUCGAAUGAUCCUGUCUGGCUUGAAAGUAUUGGUUCUAUCUAGUCAUUAUGUAUUGGAAUCAACAUGGCGUAGUAUUCUCAUGGCCGCUGGGUGUCAUAUUGUAGCUAGAUUCCCAACCAUCAAUCAACUCAAUAGAGGAGGUGUACCGUUUGACUGUAACGUGAUGGUGACUGAUCCUUCUUGCCCUCGUCAUAUUCUACACAGAGCUCAGCAGCUAGACAUGCCUGUCGUGUCAGCAGAAUGGGUCAUGCAAUCUCUUAUUAACGGUGUGAGGAUGCCCUAUGAUUCGCAUUACAAGUUUGCAUGGGAUUAUAGAGAGAAAAUCAAAUAGUAUUUAUUCCAUUUCAAACAGUAUUUACUAACCUAUUUUCCCACUACAGGGAUCACCUGGUUCCUCUCUGCAAUGACUAAUGUAUAUGUUUAUCCAACAUUAAUGUAAGAAAGAAGAUUUUCACUUUCAGAUUAACAAAGUGAAUAUCAUGAAGUGUACUAUGGUCUUUUCGUAUAUCAGAUAAAGUCUUUGGACAGUGAACUGAUUAGGUUCCCAGUUAUUUUAUAAAGCUAGAUUCUGUGUGAAUGCUAAAUUAAAGGAGUUGGACAAAUGCAAACUUGCUAUCUGAAGGUAGGUCAUGGCCUGGACUCCACAAUAUGCAAAACUCAUAUGAAGGAAGCUUUGUCUAAAAUAAAAUUUAUUGUGUGUGAAGCUGGUCAUUGCAAGUUCAGUUUAAGAGUCUGAACAUCGUGUGAAAGUGGGGUCGAAUGUACAUGUACUAGUUGAGAUAAAGGUCUUAAAGUGAAAUACAUUGAUAUGGUAGAAAGAUUUUUUUUGGUCUGGUUACCAUAGACUUACACCGAAUAAUAACGUGUGUAAGUGAGACUAUUGAGAUGUAAACCUUUUAGGAUGACUUUGAUGUGAAUGUUAUAUGUAAACCAUACUGAGAUGCAUGCUUAGUCUUGCCAAUAAAGGACAAGUCCAUUUCAACAUCAAGAUGAUUUGGAUCAAUUCAAAAUAAUUGUACAAACAUGACAGUUUAUAAAGAAAAAUUAUUUCAAGUAUUAAAGAGAAUAAUGAAUUUUAAAAGUUACACAUGGUGAGAUUUCAUGAGGAAAUGCUGUGCCUAACUUGAAGUGGUAUGCAAGAAAUAAUGACAACAUACCGUUGAGGCUUCUUAGUAAUUAAUGAUGUGAAAUUUAUCAUUUUAAAUCUUCAUCUUUAUUGAUAUUCCUUUUUUAUGAAAUAGAGAGUGUUUCAUGAAGCAGCCUGUCAGUGGUUUUCACUGACUUUAGUUACGAGCCAAUCAGAUGCAAGGAUUUUAGUAGCUUAUAACAUAUGUCACUUAAAAUCACUGACUAUUUGUUUCAUGAAUUGCUUCCAGAGUGUUGUUGGUCUUUGCCUUUAAAUAAUGAAUUAUAGUAUGUAGUAUUGUCACUUAUUGGAUGGUUUGUUUGUAUUUAAUGAGAAAAUAGAAAUAUUGAUAUUUUGCUGAUCAUGCAUGGUAUUUAAAUGAUAUACAUACCAAAAUGAAUAACCCUUCACUAUGUUCAACUAAAUUCAAUAUGAAAAAUGUAGCUGAAAAUAUUCUAUCAUUCAUAUAGAAAAUGAGUUUCAUUUGAAAUUAUAUUCAAUAUUUGAAGAAAUUAGGUCAUUCCAGUAACAUUCCAAAACAA
Molecule: messenger RNA, 8235 nt
Organism: Lytechinus variegatus (green sea urchin)
Lineage: Eukaryota; Metazoa; Echinodermata; Echinoidea; Temnopleuroida; Toxopneustidae
Product: TP53-binding protein 1-like
Exons: 30
Coding region: 134-6898 (2254 amino acids)
Biological process (GO): positive regulation of transcription by RNA polymerase II; DNA damage checkpoint signaling
Cellular component (GO): nucleus
Molecular function (GO): histone binding
Source: RefSeq, a predicted model, not a curated record